GAACGGGGCGGAGCGCGGCCGCGCCGGCGCGUCGAGGGGGGACAGGCAGCCGCCGCGAUGGACGUGUUCCUCAUGAUCCGGCGCCACAAGACCACCAUCUUCACGGACGCCAAGGAGUCGAGCACCGUGUUCGAGCUGAAGCGCAUCGUCGAGGGCAUCCUCAAGCGGCCGCCCGACGAGCAGCGGCUGUACAAGGAUGACCAGCUUCUGGAUGAUGGCAAGACACUGGGAGAGUGCGGGUUCACCAGUCAGACGGCACGGCCGCAGGCCCCAGCCACCGUGGGGCUGGCCUUCCGGGCAGAUGAAGCUUUCGAGGCCCUGCGCAUCGAGCCCUUCUCCAGCCCCCCCGAGCUGCCCGACGUGAUGAAGCCCCAGGACUCAGGAAGCAGCGCCAACGAACAAGCGGUGCAGUGAGACGGCCCCGGGCCCGCCCCCAGUGCCCCCCCCCCAAUAAAAGAGAUUUGGGUGUCUGC
This is a messenger RNA of Hyaena hyaena (striped hyena), 473 nucleotides long. It is a transcript of the gene ELOB, whose product is annotated as elongin B. The coding region runs from base 58 to 414 and encodes 118 amino acids. Gene Ontology annotation, cellular component: elongin complex; VCB complex. Gene Ontology annotation, molecular function: protein binding. Gene Ontology annotation, biological process: transcription elongation by RNA polymerase II. The record is from RefSeq and is a predicted model, not a curated record. The transcript has 4 exons. Lineage: Eukaryota; Metazoa; Chordata; Mammalia; Carnivora; Hyaenidae.